Tricharina praecox is the source of this 3732-nucleotide messenger RNA. Its product is annotated as ras guanine nucleotide exchange factor domain-containing protein. The record is from RefSeq and is a predicted model, not a curated record. Gene Ontology annotation, molecular function: guanyl-nucleotide exchange factor activity. Lineage: Eukaryota; Fungi; Ascomycota; Pezizomycetes; Pezizales; Pyronemataceae. The transcript is spliced from 8 exons. Bases 382 to 3642 code for a protein of 1086 amino acids. Gene Ontology annotation, cellular component: plasma membrane. Gene Ontology annotation, biological process: Ras protein signal transduction; positive regulation of GTPase activity.
CGCUCGGCAAGGGAAAAAAAACACCGAGACCACAGCACUGGUAGCUGGUAGCUGAGAAAACUGCUAGGAGUGUUCGCAGCUAUCGCCUGCGGUUUUCCGGUGUGCGUGUGCCACUGCGUUGCGUUGCGUUGUUGCGUUUAUUGCCAGUCGUUGGCCCUUGGUCGUGGUGGUAGUGGUGAGAGAUAUACAGAGAGAAAGUCGAGCGCUCGGACUGCAAAACCCGCCAUCAUAUCAUACCCACCCUCGGUUUUGAAAAGGACGGUGGUGGCGUGGUUGAAACGCCAGCUGGCUCACGAGUGCCAUCCCGUAGUUCACGGUUCCUGCGGUACUAAGCCAUCCAACAAAAGUUUCCCGAAGUUCGAAACAACCUAAAAAAAUAUAAUGAUCACCGCAUCAGGGGCCGGUGCGGCCUUUAUAGCCGUGCCGCCAAAGAGACUAAAGCCAAAGCCCAAACCCAAGGUCCCACCACCGCCAUCGUCCUCGUCGUCGUCGCAGUCUCCAUCCUCUGUCCGCCGAGAUUCCUCCGCCACCAGUUCGACAGCAAGCAGACAUCCCCUUUCCAAUACCCCCGCUUCUCCCACACCGUCAACAUCGUCAACACGCUCGCGACACGUCGAUCCAGCACUCGCAAUUGAGUCCCUGCUCACGAGAUCACGACUGUCCACAUCCAGUCACUGUCCGACCGCGUCAUCGGGCCCAGGCUCACUCCUGGAAGUUGGGAUAGAAGAGGACGAGUGGACAAGGGGCUUUGUCACGGGAGACGACUUUCUGUCGAGCCUUUGCCAGGAGGACCCAGUCGUCUCACCCAGGCCUUCGGCAUACAUAGCAGCCGGAAUCAAGGUCAACAGUCCCAGUGGCAGCAGUACAAACACCAUACGGGCCGCCUCUGCCUCCGCCGCUGCAGAUAGCCCCCCAACAGACGCGCCUGUUUCCGCUGCCAGUUCCAGUGGACCCCGAAAGCUGCGACGUCCCAGGCCCAACAGCCACCCUUCCUCGUCGCCAUCGUUAUCGGCACCAACGGAAGACUUGAUAGAGUCAUCGAAACCGUCGACGGCACACCACGGGCUGGGAAUAUCAUCGUGGAACUUCGGAGGUGGGAAAGCGCCACGGUAUGGUGAACGGCGACUGUGCAAAGAUUCCGGUAAAAUGUCUACUGUCCGCGAUAUAAACAUAGCCGUCGUCGGCGCGGUGGGUGUGGGGAAGACGACUUUCAUAGAAAGGGCAUACGAUUUGCCAGCGCCGGCGAGACACGGCGACGUGCACUCGCUGGCCAUGGUGAUGGACCGAACACCGUGCAGUGUGAGCUUGGUGGAGGUUGAUUGGAACAGAAUCGACUUCGACAAGGAGCAGAUGCAAUGGCCACGGGUAGCGGAUGGACAAAGGAUACCAUUCAUCGAUGGUGUUCUGCUGCUUUUUGACCCGACAACCCCUCGGACAGUCGACAGAUUGACCGAAUGUCUGGAGGCAUUCGAUACGGCCCAACUUCCUGUCUGCCUGGUCCGGACUAAAUGUGACGUCUACGGGCCAGCCGCAGCGGGUGUUGCAGCAAUAAUGGGCGACGGGUACGACCACAUGCAGAGUUCUGUCACGGCACACGAUAGCCAGAAAAGGUGCAUGGCUGCAAUAUUGUCCCUGAUAUCACGUCGGAACGAAAAAACCGGAUCCCCGCGGUACCUAAAUGGUCGGCGACGCGCCAACUCCUCGGCCGCAAACAGCCGAGCUGCUUCUCCGCGACCCUCGACGGGCCACAACCGUGCCAGUUCCGAGUUCUCUUCAACAUUCCUAAAGGACGGGUCGGAUGCAGGCUCCAUACAUGGUGCCAGACUACAGAGGCCACCCACUGGCACGGCGCUGGGUCAAUCGUCGAGCAACUCGGGCCCCUCUUUAUUGCCCAACCCCCAAGCCGUCGAAAACUCGAGGCAGCAGAACUCGAACUCGAACUCGAACUCGAGCUCGAGCGUCGCACCGCAAAUCACUCUGAGUAGUUCCGGACAAACGCCGUUCUCGGAAUCCGUGCAGAGUCCGUUCAUCAUGCGCAAGACAUCCAGCCAGAGCUCCUUGGGCGAGUCCGAAAGACGGCAUUCCUACAUAGAUACGGACGACGAGAGUACGGACUACAAGGAUCCGGACGACAUUCCGAUCCUUGAUCGCGAGGAUGGACUGGACGAGUUGGAAGAGGAAGACAAGCCUGCACCGAAUCGGGGAUGGACGUGGGAUGAACUCGUUAAUCGUCUGUUGAGCCAGCCCAUGUCUCGGAGCGAUCAGACCUUCGUCGUCAUCUUCCUAUGCUUCUACCGCAAAUUCGCAUCGCCGCGAGAGCUACUCGGCGCCAUCCUCGAGAGAUUCCGCGCUUUGGACACGGAGGAGAAGAUACGGGCCCAUCGAAUAGCAGCGCAACUCCGGUAUUGCAACGUCCUCCAUCAAUGGGUCACAUCGCACUCGGUCGAUUUUGCGAGCUCCAAGACCAGGUUGCAGAUGCUAGCAUUCCUGGAUUCGAUCAGCACAGACCGGAGCUUGGCUCUGUUGACCACUGAUAUGACGAAGAAGCUCCAGGGACUAAUCGAGGAUGAGGACGAGACUUGGGGAAGGACCGAUGCCGAGUUGGAUAGGAAAGCUAGCCUUCGGAGCUUUCUGACGACUUCAUCAGCGACCUUCCCAGAUAAACCGUGGAAGCUCUCACUCGACAACCCCGCUACGCUCCAGGUCCCGGGAUCAGAUAAACGAUGCUCCGACCCUAGCGAUGCUGCAUCCGUUAUGGGAUCACCCAUGGGCCUUGUGAUCAGCAGAACCGAGUCCCUACCACCCCCGGCCACCGGCUACCUUAGGGCGGGGUGCCAGUUCGAGCUCUUCAUGUCGAUUCCGGUAUCGGAGGUGGCCUGCGAGCUUACAAGGAUCGAUUGGAACGAGUUUUCGAAGAUCAGACCACGCGAUCUGGUAAGGCACAUCAGCGUUUCGCCGGAAAGUCGGGAAAACUCGCCGAACCUAGCGUGCGUCAACAACAUGAUUAGCCAUUUCAACCACGUUGCCCACUGGGUGGCUAGCGUCAUUCUCGAGAAGGCCAAGCCGAAGCAUCGAGCCAGGGCGCUGGAGAAAUUCAUGGAGAUUGCUUGGACGUUGCGACAUCAAAAUAAUUACAAUUCGCUUGGCGCCAUCAUCGCUGGAAUCAACGGUACCGCCGUUCACCGACUGAGUGCGACUCGAGAACUAGUUAGGCCGGAGAUCCACAAGAACUUUAUGCGGCUGGAGCUAUUGAUGGGAACGCACAAGAGUCACAGUAAAUACCGACUGGCCUGGGAAAACACAACGUCCGAGAGAAUACCGUUCCUUCCGUUGCACCGGCGCGAUCUGGUAUCGGCAGAAGAAGGGAACAAGACGUUCCUACAGGACGGUGAGAAGAUCAAUUGGAGUAAAUUCCAGGUCAUGGGCGAAGUCAUGAUGGUGCUCGUAAAGGCCCAGGCCUCGCCGUACAAGGACUUGGUGGGUAACUCAGCAGUUGAUAGUAUGAUCAAGAGCGCCGCUACGACAAUGAACGAUGAUGACUUGUACGAGCGCAGUGUUCAACUGGAGGGCUCCGCUGCAGCGGGCUCAAACAAACCUCGACGGAACUGGUUCCAGCUCAAGACGAACAUUGACCAGCGGUGAUGACGGCUUUUUUGUUUUCCAUCUUCCAUCUUUCUCUCUCGCAUUUUGUUUCCUCUAGGUGCCAUAAUGAUUUUGGGAAUUUUCGCAGGC